AUGGAUAUGUCCAACUAUGAUUUAAUUAUUUCCAUUUCUUUGUACACAUACAUUGAGUCUCGCUUUGAGGCCAAAGAUUGGCGUAAGAACAACACUCUUCGAAUAGUUCUGGUGGGGAAGACUGGAGCUGGAAAGAGCGCCACAGGAAACACCAUCCUGGGAAGAAAAGAUUUCCACUCCCACUUAUCCCCGCGUUCCUUGACAAUCGACAGCAACAGAGCUUACGGGCAGGUCCAAGGCGCCAAUGUUACGGUUGUGGAUACUCCGGGACUGUUCGACACAGUUGUGGACGAGGAAGUUCUAAUGAAGAAGAUAGAGAAAUGCAUGAAUCUGGCAGCUCCUGGUCCUCACAUCUUCCUGUUUGUUUUAAGGCUUGGGAGGUUUACCAAAGAAGAACAGGACACCGUCAAGAUGUUCUUAGAAAAAUUUGGAGAGAGGGUCUCCAGAUACUCGAUAAUGCUGUUUACGCAUGGCGACAAACUGAAGACGCAAAGUAUUGAAGAGUUUAUCUCAAAGAAUGAGGGACUGAUCGAGAUCCUGUACUCCUUCUCAAACAGAUAUCAUGUGUUCAACAACGAAACAGACGACGCAGAGCAAAGAAACCAGCUGAUGGAGAAGAUGAUUUCGGUGAUUAACGAAAACAAGGGAGGGUAUUACACCAACAAGAUGCUCGACAGAGCCAAAAAAAUCUCAAAGAAGAAGAAAGAAAAAGCUUCAAAGGAGAUGAAGGUGGAAGAGAGGAAGAGAAUAAACAGCAUGAAGGCUGAGGUGAAGACGGAGAUGUUACUAAACGGCGAGAGAGUGAGAGAGAACAAAUGCGUGGUGCAAUAG
Molecule: messenger RNA, 831 nt
Organism: Oryzias melastigma (Indian medaka)
Lineage: Eukaryota; Metazoa; Chordata; Actinopteri; Beloniformes; Adrianichthyidae
Product: GTPase IMAP family member 4-like
Exons: 3
Coding region: 1-831 (276 amino acids)
Molecular function (GO): GTP binding
Source: RefSeq, a predicted model, not a curated record